This is a messenger RNA of Phalaenopsis equestris, 1115 nucleotides long. RefSeq names its product red chlorophyll catabolite reductase. Gene Ontology annotation, cellular component: chloroplast. Gene Ontology annotation, biological process: chlorophyll catabolic process. The transcript has 2 exons. The coding region runs from base 52 to 987 and encodes 311 amino acids. The record is from RefSeq and is a predicted model, not a curated record. NCBI's taxonomy places the organism in Eukaryota, Viridiplantae, Streptophyta, Magnoliopsida, Asparagales, Orchidaceae. Gene Ontology annotation, molecular function: red chlorophyll catabolite reductase activity.
UUAAAUCCGACGAUCAACCGCCGGCUGAAAGAAACCCUAAAUCCCACGUCGAUGCUGGCUCUCACCAGCCACUCCUUCGCCCUACUCUCACCCCUCGUUCCCUCCACUUCACAUCGUUCUCCUUCUCCGAUCCCCACUUCUACCAGAACGAGCUCAGCCCGAGCAUCCAUGGAACGAUCGAGGCCGCACUUCCCGUUCCUCCCACCGGCCCAUCGUGCCCUAAUGUUCAACCUGUUGGCCACCGUGGACGACCGCCUCGACUCAGCGCUCCUCCCCUGCGCCGUUCCUCCCGACGUUCUCAGCUUCCAGAAUCCCCAGGGCUCCGCCCACGGCUCCGUUCACAUCCGCAGCGGCUCCCAAUCUUCGCCGGUCGAUUUCGUCCUUCAAUCAUGGCUUCACUGCAAAACCCCCAGCGGCAGCGAGAUCAAUAUCGCCACUCUCUUCGCCUUCCUCAACUCAUCCACCGACGCUCCCCAUUUUCUCUUCGAGCUAAUCCAGGGCAGCCCCACCUCCCUCGUCCUCCUCAUCGACCUCCUUCCUCGCAAAGACCUCGUCCUCCACCCCGAUUACCUCGACGAAUUCUACCAAAGCACCAACCUAGAUGGCCCCAGACGAGAACUCGAGCAGCUCCCCCAAAUAUCGCCGUACCGCUCCUCAUCUCUCUUCAUCCGCAGCGUUCUUUCUCCGACGGCCAUCGCCAUCACCGUCGAUUGUGGGAAGGAAGGACCGGCGAACGCGAUAGAGGAUAUCAUAGCCGGACAGAUCUGCAGCGCCGCUGAGAAGAUUGUUGGGAUCUGGUUGGAGAAGUGCGCGGGAGCCGGGGAGAGGGUGGUGGGGGAUGGGGAGAAGGAGGGGUUGGAGGGGAGGGAUGUGUUGAUAAAGAGGAAUGCUGUAGAGAUUGAUUUGGCGGCAAAUUUGCCUAGGAUGUUUGUGCCGGAUGUGGCGGAGCGGGUGGUGGGCGAGCUUCGGAAGGCGUUCGGAGUAUAGUCUUUUUGUCUAUUGUGAUGAGUGGGGGGUUUGUGCCGGCCGUGGUAUGAGGAGAUUGGUGCAGGAUGGGAAUAUUUUGAUGGCCGUAAUAUCAUUACAAUAACACCAAGAUACAUAUGCAUUGUGUA